AUUUAAAAUGGAGCAACAGAAAUUUGAAGAUCGAGACCAGAGUAACAUAUCUGCAAAACCCUUUAUCACAGAUCAAGUGGAGGAUUCGAUCCGUGGCAAGUCAGGGCAGCGAAACCAUUGCAGACAUUUCGAGAAUCAAGGCACUACUGAUAUUGAUAAAUUAAUUAAAGAAAAAUAAAGAGCCGAAGCAAGAGAAUGAUUUAGCAUUCUCUGUAGCUUUUAAACGAUAUACAUUUUAUGAUGGCAAUAGUAAAUUUUGAUGCAAAGGAAAAUUUCUUACCGGGCCAAAACCAUUAGCUAUUCUUAUGACCUCGGUGAUCACUAAUAUACCAAUGGUGGUGUUUUAUUCCGUGAUUAUACCUAAAAUAGAGAAUGAUACUGAGAAAAUUAUUAUUGCAGUGAUUACAGCGUUAUUUAACCUUCUUUCAUUAUUUUUCAUGAUGUUAGCUGCAACAAGAAAUCCUGGAAUAAUUCCUAAAAUGGGACUAGACCCAACCUAUCUAUUUAAAAUAAGCCAAAUAAGAUCAAAAUCUAAAAAGAAUUUAAUGAAUUUUAAAGGAAAAUUGAUUUAUCAGGCAUAUUGUUGAACCUGCUGAAUAAUCAGACCUCCUAGGUCUCAUCAUUGAUACUAUUGAGGCAAUUGUGUUGAGACAUUUGAUCAUCAUUGUCCAUGGAUCAGUACUUGAAUUGGGAAGAGGAACUACCAUUUCUUCAUUACAUUUAUCACAUGUCUCUCAGCAACUUUGAUCAUUUCUACUGUGAUCAGUAUCAAAACCUUUACAGAGAGUACAGGGAGCUCAAUAUUUGUGCAGAACAUUCCGAAUAUGUUGCUGAUCAUCUACAAUUUAUUCAUUGGGUUCUUCCCAGUGGGCCUGACAUGCUACCAUUAUGCAUUGAUUCUCAGGGGUGAGACUACGUAUGAGAACCUCAAAAGGAUUUACAAGCGUGGUAAUAACCCCUUUAAGAAAGGAUUUUGAGACAACCUAAUUAUGCAGCUUUGUAGAAAAACUCGUAUGAAUCGGAUGGUAGAGCCCUAUGACAUGUAUGCUCAGAAAAAGUUUGUUGAAACCAAGGAAAUGAUCGAUCUUGACCAUGUUAGAGAGGAAAGAUCCUUUACAUUCAAAAAGAAAAAUCAGUCACAAUGCAGAUAUGCCAACAAAUCUUCAAGAAGUUCAGAAAGAGAUUUCUCGUACCAAAAAGAUAACAACAAUGGGAGCCGUCAAGCAACUCUCGAUGGCUUGCUCCAUCUCCACGAUGAUACUACGAAGCAUGAGUUAACCAAAUAUCAUGAAGGAGAUGACACAAAUAUGGAUGCUCCUUCUGACACCAGAGUUAGUAGAGUUCUGAGGGAGGCUCAUCACGACAGCAGAUUAUGCUUCAAAAGGCAAAAGAGAAGAGGGCAUAAAUAAGAUAAAUUCCUUAACAUUCCCUAAGAUGAUGCAGGGCAACAAAUUUGAUAAAGAGGAGAAACUUGACUUAAUGGAAAUUCCUGUUCAUCAAUACCAUUCGAAGCAAAAUAGCGAUAAUAUGAGCUAUGCUCUUGACCAAAAGAAGUUUUCCAAGACUUCAAUAGUUGAACAGCUGGAGACUCAUAGUCAGAAUGCCAAUAAGAAGGGCUCUACUCUGAAGCUGGGGAAGUACUCCACCUCAAAUAUUGAAGAGGAGAAAGAUGAAGGUGGAGAUUACAUGACCUUGUCCAAGAAGAAACAAGACGGUGAGAAGAAGGAGGAUCCUUCUUCAGAGAUGAAACCUAAGAAAUUGUUUGAGAAUAAUUUUAUUUAACUUGAUCGUAGCUAUCAGAUAUGAUCAAAUCGAGAGAAAGGCCAGGUAAAAAUUAUUUUCCAAUAUGAUGAGACUUUAGAAAUUAUCCUGAUAGUGAAGUACUC
Moneuplotes crassus is the source of this 1886-nucleotide messenger RNA. The record is from the annotation of a GenBank genome assembly. Lineage: Eukaryota; Ciliophora; Spirotrichea; Euplotida; Euplotidae.